AAUAAUUAAAUUUUUUUAUUUUUGAAUCUUACUUAAUACUAUUUACCAGCUGGUUGACCAAGAAAUAGGAUAAAUAAUGGAUGAUUUAGAUGAGGAUUUGGCCGGCUUACCUGGUGAUACGAAGGAAAAAGAGGAGGUAAUCAAUGACGAAUUCGUAGCAAGAGACUAUCAGGAUGAGCUUCUACCUCUUGCUGUCCAAAACAAUUGUAUUAUUUAUCUUCCGACCGGUUCUGGAAAGACAUUUCUUGCAACCAUGAUUAUUAAACACUUUGGUGCUGAUAUUGAGAAGAAAUUAUCGGAGGGUGGAAAGCGAGCUUUUUUCCUGGUGAAUACAGUACAGUUGGUGGAGCAACAGGCCCAAUUAAUUAAACGCCAAACAACAUUCACUGUUGGUGAAUACACCGGCCAGACAGGCUGUGAUCUCUGGUCCGAACAAAUUUGGAAAAGUGAACUGGAUAAUAAAUCGGUAAUCGUGAUGACAUCACAGAUAUUGCUCAAUUUGCUCAGCCACAGUUAUUUGAAGUUGUCGAACAUUCGUAUUAUUGUUUUUGACGAGUGUCAUAACGCAGUCAAAAACCACCCCAUGCGUUGCAUCAUGAAGUUUUUCGAAAAUGUGCCUGCGUCACAGCAGCCCCAUGUGGUGGGCCUGACCGGGUCUCUGCUCAAUUCCACCAUCGAAGAAGGAAAAGUGAACGAGUAUAUUCGUGAAUUGGAAGCAACUUUCCUGAGCAGGAUCAUCACUUCCGUCAAUGAAAACAUGGCUCUUGCCAUUGCGAGGUAUUCCGCUGAUCCACAACAAGAGAUGGUUGCAUUUUCUCCUGGAACCCAUAUGAGAAGUGAAUUAUGCACAAGCAUCAAUAUUGUGUUGGAUUCAGCUAUAAGGAAUGUUACUCUAUUCAAUUUGAAAAUGGAAGAGGACUUUGUACCUCUGAAGCCGUCCAUACAUGCGAUUGCAAUGGAGGAGAAUAAUAAAUUGAACAAGAAACUAGCCAACAUGAUCGUCGAUAUCAAGUAUCAAAUGGAGAAUCUGGGAGCACAUGGAGCUUACAAGGCUGCUCUAGCAAUGAUGAUUCUGCUAGAACGAAAAAAAAGAUCGGCGCAACUUCGAAAACAUGCGGCUGCUUUCCAGUACCUUUGCACUAUGUUGACUCUUGUAAGAAAAAUAUCGUUUGAUGUUCUAAGCAAGUAUGAAGGCGAAGAAAGAAUAAUACGAUUCGUUUCCAAUAAAGUCUUGAAGCUUUUAGAACUAUUUAAAGGAUUUAAGGAAACUGAUAAAGCUUUGAUAUUUGUUACCCGGCGCUUCUCAUGCAAAUGUCUACAAUAUAUCCUGGAGGAUCUGAAGCUUCCCAAUGUGAAGAGCGACUUCAUUGUUGGCUACAAUACGAAUCCUUUCAAUGACACCCGAGAAGGAUUGCUCGAGAAGAAAGUCAAUAAGAAGGUAUUGAAAAGAUCGCUGCGGUUGCACAAGGUUCUGACUACUGCUUCAGCACACGAUAUUUUCAAUCUGGAGCGAUUGGAAACUCUGGGCGAUUCUUUUCUUAAGUAUGCCGUGUCUCUCUUACUAUUCAUCCGCUUUCCCGAACUGUCUGAAGGCCAGCUGACAAUGAUCAAGGGCAAAGUCAUCGGAAACCGAAACCUGUACUAUUGUGGUGAACAGAAGGGCUUGGGCUCCAUUAUCAAGGCUGAUGAAUUCAACACAGAGUCCGAUUGGAUUGCGCCCGGAUUUUGUGUGGAUCGUACAGUGCAGAAUUUGUUUCGAGAGUUGAACAUAAAUCCACGCUACUUGUACGAAAUUCCGCUGUCAAGAGACGAGAUAGAAUGUGGCAAACUGUCGCCGAGAACCAAAGACAUAAUUGAGGAGAAAUUGGAGGAAUGGGAAGAGGAUUUGGAUUAUUGCAACUACAGCAAUGCGCACUUCAUUUCUCAGCAAGUCAUAUCUAAUAAGACUGUGUCGGACAGUGUUGAAGCAUUGCUCGGAUUGUAUAUCCAGCUUUUGAAGUUCCCGUUGUUUAUAACAAUGGGUGAAAUAGAAGUGGAGGUAAUAGUCAAUCAAGCGUGUCAGACGCUUUCAGAGAAAGAAAUUGACGAAAUUUUCAACUUCCAUUGCAUAAUUUUCUCGGAUGUCUUGCAGUGCAUAAAUAUGUUCAUGUUCAGAGAUUAUGAAAACAAAGAACACUCCUAUCUGCUGGCUCCCAUAAAAUUAGAAAAUGGAAGAUCCGUCAUCAAUUGGAGUGUGAUUCGCGAUAAUCAGGAAUUCCCCGAAAUCAUCUCACCACCGGUUGAAGAAAGACAGAAAGACAUUGUUGUCACCGAGGAAAUUUAUAAGAACUCUGUAGUAAUACCUUGGUACAGAGGUUUUCUGCCCAGACAGCAAUUGGUUUUCUUCAGUGUCAAAAUCGGUCAUUCUAUAAUCGUCGUUAAGAUCUGCAAAGUCAGUAUUCUCCCGCUCGAUUUCAUGGAAAAUAAUGUCUGCAAGAGCCAACUACAUAGUGUGCAGGCGACGUAUAAGCGGAAGAAGAAGCAAGAGGAGGAGUUUGAGGAAUCGCUGGUGCCGGAGCUGUGCGUGCGGUGCGCGGUGCCGGCCGCCUAUUGGCUCAAGGCCACCCUGCUGCCCAGCUGUGUGCAUCGCAUCACUGCGCUCCUAUUGGCCGACGAGCUCCGCGUCACCAUCGCCACCGAUCUCAACCUGAGCACCGUCACUCUGCCACCAGGCAGGAGUUGGCGUCCUAUCAGCGUGGAGCAGCUGUGUCUUCGCGAUGAAGAGGAGAAGCAGCAGCCAGUGCUGCCAACUGCGAAGACGGUGACGAUCAAGCCGCGGAGUGCACUCGACCUGGACACCAACAACUAUCCGUGGGGAACCGAGCAGGAGCCCAUCGACAUAGAGCGCGCCAUCGACCAAAUCAAACUGGUCGACAUCGUCUUCUACGACGACUUUGUCUCCAAACCGAUCGUCGAACAAAAGAUCCAGUCGCUAGCUCAGGAUCGCCAACAGCUCGAGAUCAAAGCAUUAGAAUACGCUUCCAAAACAGUCACUCCUCAUCUCUCGAUUUUCAAUUCCAAACACGAAGCUCCGGGUGUAGAACUGGCUGAUUUUCUUCAGGUUCUGACUACUGCUUCAGCACACGAUAUUUUCAAUCUGGAGCGAUUGGAAACUCUGGGCGAUUCUUUUCUUAAGUAUGCCGUGUCUCUCUUACUAUUCAUCCGCUUUCCCGAACUGUCUGAAGGCCAGCUGACAAUGAUCAAGGGCAAAGUCAUCGGAAACCGAAACCUGUACUAUUGUGGUGAACAGAAGGGCUUGGGCUCCAUUAUCAAGGCUGAUGAAUUCAACACAGAGUCCGAUUGGAUUGCGCCCGGAUUUUGUGUGGAUCGUACAGUGCAGAAUUUGUUUCGAGAGUUGAACAUAAAUCCACGCUACUUGUACGAAAUUCCGCUGUCAAGAGACGAGAUAGAAUGUGGCAAACUGUCGCCGAGAACCAAAGACAUAAUUGAGGAGAAAUUGGAGGAAUGGGAAGAGGAUUUGGAUUAUUGCAACUACAGCAAUGCGCACUUCAUUUCUCAGCAAGUCAUAUCUAAUAAGACUGUGUCGGACAGUGUUGAAGCAUUGCUCGGAUUGUAUAUCCAGGUGAGAGUUUGUUCAAUUCAAUUAAUCAAUAUCGGGGCACCGAGCUUCGCUCGUUAUUUUUAUUAUUAUUGAUUAACAGAACCACAG
Nilaparvata lugens (brown planthopper) is the source of this 3709-nucleotide messenger RNA. Its product is annotated as endoribonuclease Dicer-like. The record is from RefSeq and is a predicted model, not a curated record. NCBI's taxonomy places the organism in Eukaryota, Metazoa, Arthropoda, Insecta, Hemiptera, Delphacidae. Gene Ontology annotation, molecular function: ATP binding; ribonuclease III activity; DNA binding. The transcript has 21 exons. Bases 77 to 3694 code for a protein of 1205 amino acids. Gene Ontology annotation, biological process: RNA processing.